This is a messenger RNA of Laetiporus sulphureus 93-53, 1181 nucleotides long. RefSeq lists its product as uncharacterized. The record is from RefSeq and is a predicted model, not a curated record. The transcript is spliced from 3 exons. Bases 92 to 1024 code for a protein of 310 amino acids. NCBI's taxonomy places the organism in Eukaryota, Fungi, Basidiomycota, Agaricomycetes, Polyporales, Laetiporaceae.
UUCGCUGCAUCCUGCUUGUCAGCCUCUUAAACCCUCUUCUCACAACAACAAUAUGCUCUAAACUCUUCCAUAUCCUCAGCUUCAGCCAAGUAUGCCCCGGUCGCAGCAGCCAUAUCUGAAUCCGCCCAAGCUACGGCGCAUGUCCCAGGACCCACCUUUCUUGGUCAGACGAUCGACCCGAGAAUUACUCUCAGAUCAUCGACACCGUCGCAUUGGCGAUUCCCAUUUGCUCAAGCAGCGGUCGGAAAAAACGAGGAUACGGACUGCUGGAGUCACGUUACGGGCUCUGGCAGAAUAUGCACAGCGAAGAGGGUUGCAGUAUCGUAGGCGACAAACCAUACUGGAUCUUACUCGUUUCACCAAACCGACGAAGGUCACAUCACAACCACGGGACGAGCAGGAUCAUAUUCCUAUCGUCCUGCUGUCUCCCUUGAAUGCAGUAUGCUGCGAAGAGCUUGUUCCAAACGUGCAUGGAUGUGUAUACACGGCAUCUCCGACGUUCGAGAAAGUCUGUCAACUAUCGACAUUCCACCUUUUCGUACGCUUGGAGCCACCAGGCAAUACCCUCGAAAAGGCGCGAUACUAUGGUAUCUACACCGCCAGAGAGGGACAGCGACCGCUUAAUAAUGUCGAAUGGCAACGACUCGCUCUGCAGGAAAAGACUUCCGUUCUGAACCUGCACGAGGUCUUCGAUCCGGAAGUCCCACGAGAGGAGAUGAAGAAAGCGUACGAUGCGGGAGGGCGCGAAUUGACGACUGUUCUUCUGGAGAAUCGGGGCUUUGAUCGCAAUUUCUAUGACGAGGUCAUGGCUAUCGACAUCAGUCUCGUUCAUCCCGUGGCACUCCCCGAAUGUCUCCGCAGGAAGUCGGUCGACUGGAAGAAGGUGCAUGAAGAGUGGAUGGAUGAAAUGGCUGCAGACAUGACGCGUGCGACAUCAUUGCCUUGCAUCGACUCUGACAGACCAUCGAUGAAGCUGGAGGGCUACGCGGAGGAGCAGAGGAUAAAGAGAAGGGCGACGAUUUGACGUCCUGGCUUGUUGGGAGAUGCUUACUAGCUAACCUGGGACCGUUGAUUUCACUCUGGGACUUGAACAUUAGACCAUACAAUGUUGUGUUCGCCCAUUGACUUUAAAUCCGAACGUUACAAGUAUACGAGAUACAAUCUAUCAACCAUACGCUCAC